Messenger RNA from Ilex paraguariensis (yerba mate), 1315 nucleotides. The record is from the annotation of a GenBank genome assembly. NCBI's taxonomy places the organism in Eukaryota, Viridiplantae, Streptophyta, Magnoliopsida, Aquifoliales, Aquifoliaceae.
CAAGCAAAUUAGGGAGAAGCAAAACAUUUCUCAAGAACCAAACUUCAGUAGUUCUCCUCGCAGUUUACAUAUCUUUGUGAAAGCAAGAGCUCUUCUUCUGUAUUCUUUGUUUUCUCUGCUAAUUAUUUUAACAAUAGCUAUAGACAGAGAGAGUUGUCUUUUAGAGAGAGAAAGGAAGAUGGAGAUGAUGUAUUACCAGCUGGCGAGGUCUUCUUACCAGGACUCGUUGAAAGUUCUGGAGGCUGAUAUACAACAUGCCAAUGCUUUAGCCACUGCAAUUCCAAGAGCAAAGAGUGGGGCACAGCUUCAGAUGAAAUUGGUUUACAAUCCCUUGGGACCCCUCUUUUUGUUUUUGCUCCAAUGGAUGGAUUGUUCCUGCACAUGUCUCCUUCCCAACUAUCUAAAUCUUUUCCACAUACUUGUGUAUAAGGUAUACACAGAUGGGAGACCAAACAUAUCUACACAUGGAAGGAAAGCAACUAUUAGAGACUUCUAUGCCAUUAUAUUGCCAUCUCUUCGGCGGCUGCAUUUCAGCUUAGUGGAGCCGGAUAAGGCUAAAGGUGAGGAUCCUGGCAUGGAAACUAUUUGCAGAAACAGAAUGGAUGCGGAGAAUGGGUCUGCCAAUGUUGAUUCGGGGAGAGAAGAUGAAUGUGGGAUUUGCUUAGAGCCUUGCAUCAAAAUAGUCUUGCCUAGUUGCUGUCAUGCGAUGUGCAUCAAUUGCUAUCGUGAUUGGAACACAAGAUCAGAGUCCUGCCCCUUUUGUCGAGGUAGCUUGAAGAGAGUGAAGUCACGAGAUUUAUGGGUUCUCACUUGUAGUGAUGAUGUGGUUGAUGCUGACAUAGUUUUGAAGGAGGACCUCUUCCAUUUCUACCUCUACAUGAACAACCUGCCUAAAGAUUACCCAGAUGACCAUUUCUUAAUGCAUUAUGAAUACCUAAUAUGAUCCGGAGUAAAUGAGAAGACUUGUGUACAGGGAGAAUAUGGCGACCCUCAAAUGUGAAUAGAGUGUGGUAAGAAAACUUCUAACAGAUUAUCACAAAAGAAUAACAACGUACUAAAUUGUAUUUGUGAUACUUAUAAAAUUGUACUCGAGGAAUACUUCAGGAUUAUAUCAAAAAAUUUAUUUCUGGAAAUUGAGUCUCCACUGUAUCAUUUUCUACUCGAGGAUUCAUGAGGAUCAAAACACUGGCUUAUCGCCAAUAUUAGCUUUUACUUAUCUUUUCAGACAGUUUAAAUAACAUGUAUGAGACAAUGUAAUGUAGAACUUGUUCCGGUUUGGCUUCAUGAAGGUUUUGUAUCCAAAAUGACUCAUGUA